AUGGCUGCUGCGGGGCCCCUAGCGGGCCUUCGUGCUGCCGCGAGGCCCUCGUGGCUCGAAGACGAGCCGCAUCAGAAGCCCUGGCAGCAGCAGCAAGACACCCUCAGCAGCAACAGCAGCAGCAGCAGCAGCAGCAGCAAUGUGGGCUUGGGGGCUCGCGCCUACGUCUACUUCACCACAGAUAUGCCCGAAGCCCUCCAGCUGCCGCAGGAGCCCAUCAGCAUUGAGGUGUCUGUACACCGCAGUGAAUUGUCCAGGCUGGUGAACAAGCUGCUGGCAGCAAAGCAGCCAGAGUUGUGGCCCUCGGCGCAGCCCCUGGACUUUUACGUGGACUGCAAGACUCUUCUUGUCAAGUCCCUCAAGGAGCAUAUGCAGCAGCUGGGCCUCACUGCGGAAGUCCCAGUUCGCCUUCACUACGAGAUUGCGAGAAGGCGAGGGCCGCAGCAGCAGCUGCCGCCCGUGCCGGACUGGAUUUCUGCAGUUGCUGUGGCCAAAACUCAGGGGCCGAUUGUGUCUGCGUGCUACGACGGGGUGCUGCGGCUGCAUUCUGCUGCUGCUGCUGCUGAGGUGGGGGCCCCCUCUUUGCUGCAUGCAGUGCCAUUGGGGCAGGGGCCCCUUGCUGCUGUUGCUGCUGUUGACAUGGGGGCCCCCAGCAGCAGCUUGCAGCUGUGUCUGGCGGCCACUCGGGGGGGGGGCCUCGUCCUCGUCUCCAUGGCCGACCCCAGCAGCAGCAGCAGCAGCAGCAGCAGCAGCAGCAGCAGGAGCAGCUGCUGCUGGACACACAGAAUUGUUGCUGCUGGGGCCCACGGGGGCCCCGCCAGCGCUGUGGCCACGUGGGGUGCAGCGCAGCUAACUGCUGUGGGUGGUGGCGACGGCCGCAUAACUUUGUGGGAAACAGCAGCAGCAGCAGCAGCAGCAGCAGAAGCAGCAGCAGCAGCAGCGGGAGCGGGAGCAGGGGGCGCCGCAGGGGAGGCAGCAGCGGGGGAAGCAGCUCGGGAGGACGGUGGGAGGCGCCAGAAGCGGCGCGCUUCUGUUGCUGCGGCUGCUCCCGCUGCUGCUGCUGCUGCUGCUGCUGCUGCGGGGCCGCUGCAGCGCCUGUCUCCUGUGUCUCUCUUUGCAUGCGCUUCUCCAGUGACUGACGUCGUUUUUGGUGAUUCAUUUUGCUGCUCCGCUUCUGAGGACGGCUUGCUGCAGCUGUGGGACCCGCAGAGGGCGCAGCCAGCAGCAGCAGCAGCAGCAGCAGCAGCAGCAGCAGGGAAGUGGCGCUGCAGAUCAACCCCGCUGGCCCUCGCGCUAAGUGCUGCUGACCAAAAGCUGCUUGCUGCUGCUCAUGCUGACGGGCGGGUGCGGCUGUACGAUGUCCGUACACCUGGAGGGCUGGCGCUGGAGACAGCAGCAGCAGCAGCAGCAGCAGCAGAUGUGGGGUCUGGAGACGAUCCCCGCGACCCCACCUUCAGCCAGCGGCUGGCCUUCAAGACGAGGCACGCGCGGCUUCCCGCUGCAGUGGCCUGGGCCCCCAGUAGCAGCAGCAGCAGCAGCAGCAGCAGCGGGCAGCCGCUGCUCGCGUCUGCAGGACAGGAUGGCUGCGUGCUGCUGCACGACCUGCGGUCUGCUGCUGCUGCUGCUGCUGCUUUCAAGGCGCAGCAAGGGGGCCUCCCCGUCCGCCUGCUUUGCUGCUCCUGGUGUACAGACACCGCAGUUGCUUCUGCUGGCAGCGACGGCAGAAUUCGAAUCCACCAUUUGUUGGGGGGCCCCCACGCUGCAGCAGCUCUCCACUAA
Molecule: messenger RNA, 1779 nt
Organism: Eimeria tenella
Lineage: Eukaryota; Apicomplexa; Conoidasida; Eucoccidiorida; Eimeriidae
Product: microtubule-associated protein, putative
Exons: 4
Coding region: 1-1779 (592 amino acids)
Cellular component (GO): preribosome, large subunit precursor
Molecular function (GO): protein binding
Source: RefSeq, a predicted model, not a curated record